This is a messenger RNA of Gamsiella multidivaricata, 399 nucleotides long. RefSeq lists its product as uncharacterized. The record is from RefSeq and is a predicted model, not a curated record. The transcript has a single exon. NCBI's taxonomy places the organism in Eukaryota, Fungi, Mortierellomycota, Mortierellomycetes, Mortierellales, Mortierellaceae. The coding region runs from base 1 to 399 and encodes 132 amino acids.
AUGUUGUUAAUAUCCCAAGGAACUUUUGAUGAUCGUCCUUGUCGACCUCCGAAUCUGCGUCUCUGUCCCCCUGCUCCUUGUCGACCUCCGAAUCUGUGUCUCUGUCCUUCUGCUCUUCCCAUCCUUAUCACCAUCCUUAUCAUCAUCCUUAUCACUAUCCUUAUCACCAUUAUUGUCCUUAUUCGUACCCGGUAUGCGCGGGCAGAUGAGAUCCAACAAAUCCCUAUCCGUUUCCUUAAAGAUGGCUGGAUCAGAGACACGCUCGAUGAACCGACCAAGGAGCUGUUGGCAAGUGCGUUUUGUAUCGGCUGCAAGGCGAAUGGCUUCCCGGAGGCAUCGGAGUACUUCAGAAGCUUCAUCUGGCCUCAAGUCUUCAGCUCUUCUGACGUUCGCGGAUAA